AUGAAUGUUAAAGACAGAGAACCUGUUCUAAAAGCACGAAAGAAUCGUGCGAGACGAGUAUCUAUAGCAAUCUGCGCAAUAACAGCCGUCCUUGUAAUGAUAUUCUGCUUCGCAACAGGAACAGUUGUUGAGUACUCCCCUUAUACAAUCGAGAAAAAUUCGACAGAUGUUUGCUACAGAAAGAAGGAAAAGUUAACUUUUCCUGGCUUCUUCACAGCAGCGUUGGGCUUACUUAGUAUUGUACUUGGAACGUUGGUCGACCGCUUGUCGCUUAUUGCUGAAGAACGCCAUCAUCUACGAGAGCGCUAUGGUGGAAGUCGUGUCAAGAUGAUUAAAGCUUGCUUCAGUGGAAUCUCGUGGGGUCCAGUCAUCUCUUUAAUAAGCUUGACCGCUGUAAUGGUCGUUAUUAUUAUUUUCCUGACGGGCAUGCCUUGGUUUGAGCUACGAUAUCUUGUCUAUAUCUUCAGCGGUGUCGGCGUGGGUCCACUUAUUAUGCAGUUACUCAACCUAAACACUCAGUCGGAGGUUCAUAUUUCGGAAAUUCUGGAAGAGAAGGAGAU
Molecule: messenger RNA, 560 nt
Organism: Paramuricea clavata
Lineage: Eukaryota; Metazoa; Cnidaria; Anthozoa; Malacalcyonacea; Plexauridae
Source: the annotation of a GenBank genome assembly